Cyclocybe aegerita is the source of this 2280-nucleotide messenger RNA. The record is from the annotation of a GenBank genome assembly. NCBI's taxonomy places the organism in Eukaryota, Fungi, Basidiomycota, Agaricomycetes, Agaricales, Hemipholiotaceae.
AUGUCUCUCCUACUAAAGAAGGACGAGAAAUCCAUUUCCUACGAUGCCGCCAUGCUCUUCUGGCGGACUAUCACGCAGAUAUUCUUCCGUGAAGUACGACCUCGGGGGGCUUUCCAUGUUCCUCGAACCGGACCAGUAAUCUUUGUCGGAGCUCCUCACAACAAUCAAUUUCUGGAUCCCCUCCUGCUUAGUCUAGAAGUUUACAAAGAGACGCACAGACGCGUUCAGUUCCUUACCGCUGCGAAAAGUAUGGACCGAAAGUGGAUCGGGUUUUUUGCAAGAUUAAUGGACAGUAUUCCUGUUGCGCGCGCUGCAGAUUCUGCGAAAACCGGUACAGGUCGCAUUGGGAUUUCUCCGGACGAUCCGUGUCUCGUCCUGGGUGAAGGGACCAAGUUCCUUAGCGAAUUUAAGCCUCGUAUGCAGAUCAUGCUUCCGAAAGCCCUCAAUUCAGCAGUCGCCGAAGUCAGCGAGGUUAUUUCAGACACGGAAUUGCGCAUAAAGAAAGAGUUCGGCGGUGAAAGUGGUAAAGGCACGGCACGAAUCCGAGAAAAGGUUGCAGAACUGCAUACUGAAGGAAUCAUUGGUCUCGACUAUCAAAAACUGCCUUAUGUUGACCAGCAAGAGAUGUACCGUCAUGUAUACCAAUGCCUCACAAUGGGCGGUAGUAUCGGGGGCAGCCAUGACCGCACCGACCUCCUUCCUCUAAAGGCCGGAGUAUCUAUCAUGGCCCUUGGAGCCAUGGCAAAUGACCCAAGGUGUCAAGUCAAAAUUGUCCCCGUCGGCCUUUCCUAUUUCCACGCGCAUCGAUUUCGUUCACGAGCAGUGGUUGAGUUUGGUUCCGCUCUCGACGUACCCCCAGAGUACGUGGAGAUGUUCAAGCAAGGCGGGGCUCAAAAGCGGGAGGCUGUUGCCAAAUUUCUUGAUCUCAUUUAUAAUGGCUUAAAAACGGUCACCAUUCGGGCCCCCGAUUAUGACACCCUUAUGCUCAUCCAAGCCGUUCGGAGGUUGUACAAAACCCCAGGGCAACACCUGACACUUGGUCAGGUUGUCGAACUGAACCGAAAACUGCUGGAAGGUUAUGUCCACUUCAAGGACGAGCCUCGUGUUCAGAAACUUCGUGCUGAUGUUUUGAAGUAUAACCGCCUUGUCCGCGAUCUUGGCCUUAGAGAUCAUCAAGUUCCCCGUGCUCAAAAGGCAGGCUGGAAAACCCUUGGUCUUCUGACAUAUCGUAUUGGAUUACUCCUCUUCUGGACAUUGCUCGCAUUACCUGGAACGAUUUUGAAUGGCCCAAUGUUCAUCAUCGCUUCCAUUAUCUCGAGGAAAAAGGCAAAAGAGGCUCUUGCUGCCUCUGUUGUCAAAAUUGCUGGACGCGACGUUCUGGCAACCUGGAAGAUUCUGAUUGCAUUGGGUAUUACACCUGUUCUCUAUGCAUUCUACGCCAUUGUGGCUACCAUGGUCGUGAUACAAGCUCAUGCUCCGUUGAAGUGGAGAAUAGCAACUCCAUUCUUGGUUAGCACCGCCUUGCCUUUCAUGAAUUUCGCCGCCCUCAAAUUUGGUGAAGCCGGGAUGGAUGUGUUAAAGUCUCUACCUCCUCUCAUUGUUGCUUUGGCUCCUGGCCAACAACGCUCCUUGGACAAACUUAAAGCAAUGAGGAUACAUUUGGCGAAUGAAGUCGCGAGUCUCAUUAACGACUACGGACCCAAAAUUUACGAAGAUUUUGACCAGGCACGGAUUCUUGUCCCUUCAGCUAGCGCACCUCCUUCCAGCGGAUCAUCGGGCCUCUGGAGAAGGACGAGCAGCACAGGGGCCGUUGAUGCCCAAGGACUCGGACUUACACAUCCUAUGACAUGGAUCGACGAGCGUCUUUUUGGCUGGAGCCGUAGCUCAAAACGCGGUACUAGUGCCUGGGCUGGUGACGAUAUCAGCAGGAUCCACACCCCCAACGAUUCUGACGAAGAAGACGCCGGCGAUUACGACAACGUUGUUGGGUUCUUACCGACCGAUGGUGACUCUCACGUACCACAAAAGUCACGCAGUCGUCAAAGCUCGUACGCCGACCUUCAGCGAUUGCGUAUGGCCCCUCUUUCAGCACAGUCUCGCAACACAAACCAUAGCCAUCAUCAAGAUGGCCACGACGACCAUUCUCCUCACAGAACACGCCGAGCAAGUCUCUCGGAUAGAGUUCCUGUCAGUCGAAUUGCUGCUGUCGAUCCUGAACAACCAUUUGACAAUGCUACGCAGGAUUUGAAUGAUGAAAUCCUGCAUGCGAAGAUCAAGUAA